CUUGAUUUCUCAGAACCUCUUGAUUGCCCUUCAAGCUCUAAAAAGCGAGAAGUUUCCUGGUUUAACACUUCAACCACUUCACUUAUAUGAUAGCUUCCACUGACAGGAAACCUGAGAGCCCAAUCUCCUCUCCCGCUCUCGGUUUCCCUCGAUUCCGUUUCUUCCGGUAUCGGCGCUUGAGGUAACCAGACACACAAGAAUCAAGAAAAAGAAAAUUUAUCGCAUAUUGCUUUAUUUAGAUCUAUUUUCAGAUUCUAUGCCGACGGCUAAGAGUAACCGGAGGGGACAAGAGCAGAGCCGGAAGGAAAAAUUGUCAUCGGAAAAAUCGAUGUCGUUUCACGGGAGACCUGCAGUCAUGAUGAUGGAAAAGGACCAGUUGAGGAGGCCAAAGACGUUGCCGGAUUUGCUCCCGGAUCGGAUGCACGUCAGUUUGUCGCCGGAGAAUAAACCGAAGUUGACGAAAUUGCUAUUAAAAGUUACGGUACAGGGAAGCGUAGGUGCCGUACAAGUGAUCACGUCUUCGGAAAACACCGUAGCUGACUUGAUCGUCGCCGCCGUGAAGCAGUACGUCAAAGAAUGUCGACGACCAAUCUUGCCGACCACCGAUCCGUCCAGCUUCGACCUCCAUUAUUCGCAGUUUAGCCUAGAAAGCUUGGGAAGAGAAGAGAUAUUGCUGGAACUCGGAUCCAGAAACUUCUUUUUGUGCAAAAGGAAAGUUCAAGCGGAAACUGAAGCAACGACGUCGUCUGCCAAGUGUUCAAAGGAGGUAGAAAAGGUUAGCAAGGCAGGGAUUCCCUGGCUGAAGUUCAUAGGUUUUUAGUGGUUUGAGGUUUAAAAAGCGUUAGAUGAAGUUGAAAUAUUACAAAUCAUGUGAUAGGUUUAGCAUAUCAGAAAAUUUGCAGAUGCUUUUAGGUUUGACAAAGAUUGAUGAAGGAGAUGACAAUAUUUCUUCAUCUCCGAUUGUUUUCAAUAAUUUUUUUUUAAUUUUUGGUA
Molecule: messenger RNA, 993 nt
Organism: Mangifera indica (mango)
Lineage: Eukaryota; Viridiplantae; Streptophyta; Magnoliopsida; Sapindales; Anacardiaceae
Exons: 2
Coding region: 257-820 (187 amino acids)
Source: RefSeq, a predicted model, not a curated record